Molecule: messenger RNA, 1575 nt
Organism: Medicago truncatula (barrel medic)
Lineage: Eukaryota; Viridiplantae; Streptophyta; Magnoliopsida; Fabales; Fabaceae
Product: heparan-alpha-glucosaminide N-acetyltransferase
Exons: 13
Coding region: 32-1519 (495 amino acids)
Source: RefSeq, a predicted model, not a curated record
UUUGUUGAGUAUCAUUCAUCACUGUUUAGUUAUGGAUGAAGGUGUUAAGAGAAUGGAAGAAGGUAACAAUUUACCAUUGGAUGAUGAUGCUAAAAAUGAAGUCUUGAAGAAGCAAGAAACAACUAAUAUUAAUGGAGAUUCUGAUAUUAAGCAGCAAAUAGCUGAACAGGAUGAUCAGCAGCCUGUACUACUAGUUAAGCAAAAGACAAAACGGGUUGCAACACUUGAUGCAUUUAGGGGCCUCACCAUUGUGUUGAUGAUAUUGGUGGACGAUGCUGGUGGAGCUUAUUCACGCAUUGAUCACUCUCCAUGGAAUGGAUGUACUUUGGCUGAUUUUGUUAUGCCUUUCUUUCUUUUCAUCGUUGGUGUGGCCAUAGCUCUUGCAUUAAAGAAAAUUCCCAAGAUAAAUUAUACCGUGAAGAAGAUAAUUCUCAGGACAUUGAAACUUCUCUUUUGGGGUAUACUUUUGCAAGGUGGAUACUCUCAUGCCCCUGAUGAACUCGUAUAUGGAGUUAACAUGAAAUUUAUCAGAUGGUGUGGCAUUCUCCAGAGAAUAGCCCUUGUAUAUUGUAUUGUGGCUCUAAUAGAGACAUUUACCACCAAGCUUAGACCCACUACCUUGAGUCCCGGACGCAUAGCCAUUUUCACUGCCUAUAAAUGGCAAUGGUUUGGAGGCUUCAUGGCAUUUCUCAUUUACAUGAUCACAACCUUUGCUUUGUAUGUUCCUAAUUGGAGUUUUGUAGAUCAUGUUAACAAUGAUGAACCAAAGAGAUACACGGUGAUAUGUGGGAUGAGAGGGCACCUUGGUCCUGCAUGUAACGCUGUUGGAUAUGUUGAUAGACAAACUUGGGGGGUUAAUCAUCUUUAUUCUCAACCUGUUUGGAGACGGUUAAAGGCAUGCACAUUUAGUUCCCCAAGUGAGGGUCCAUUUCGUGAUGAUGCUCCAAGCUGGUGUCUUGCUCCAUUUGAACCAGAGGGCUUAUUGAGUUCCAUAUCAGCAAUCCUCUCAGGCACCAUUGGCAUCCAUUAUGGGCACGUCUUGAUUCAUUUCAAGAGUCAUUCAGAGAGGCUCAAACAAUGGUUCUCAAUGGGGUUUGUGUUACUCGUAGUCGCUAUUAUCCUUCACUUUACAGAUGCUAUUCCAAUCAACAAGCAACUCUAUAGCUUCAGCUAUGUUUGUUUCACAGCUGGGGCAGCUGGAAUUAUCUUCUCUAUCCUUUACAUAUUGAUUGAUGUUUGGGGGAUCCGUACUCCAUUCUUGUUCUUAGAAUGGAUAGGGAUGAAUGCUAUGUUAGUGUAUGUGUUGGCAGCUGAGGGCAUUUUUGCAGCAUUUGUAAAUGGCUGGUAUUAUGAAGAUCCAGAAAAGUCACUAGUACACUGGAUCAAGAAGCAUGUUUUUAUCAAUGUUUGGAACUCAGAGAGAGUGGGAACUCUCUUAUAUGUCAUCUUUGCAGAAAUCACUUUUUGGGGAGUGGUAGCUGGCGUGUUACACAAGUUAAAAAUAUAUUGGAAAUUGUAAGCUAUAUAGCAAUUAUCAGCCACAUUAACAUUCAACUUUAUAAUUGAUUUCAUCUA